UAAAGACCAUAAUGGAUAAAGUUUUAAUAAAAUUACUACCAAAAUGAUCGUUUAAAAACAGAAAAACCCAUAGUUUCUACUCAUCUGGGCAGAAUUUGACCAGGGGGGUUUGAUUCUUUACAGUGAGGAAGAACGAAGGUCGUCGUUAUGUCUGGCGAGGGCUGUACUCUAUGUAAUGUUUCAUGGAAACCUAAACAUGGUGAUAUUUGGGGUCCUAAUGUUAAGAAUCUUCUUAAUAUGAAAAUAAAGGUUAGCAGUUCCGAAUUGAAGACUUUCUCUGAGGCAUCCGAAGACUAUGCAAAGAAACAUUUGCACAGACGUCCCAAUAACAGUAUAGGAUGUCUCGAAGAUGCAAAAAUUAAGCCGUUAGGCAGUGUCGAUCCAGCUCAUGCUUUGCAGGUCAUUGGAAAUAUGUUGAUAAACCAUUGUAAACAAGAGGAGACAGCAAGCUUUAUAGUCUCAGAUAAUAUAUUUCAUCACAGUUCCUAUUACAAGAAGAUCCUGGCUAAGCAGCAUGAAAUGAACCAAGGUUCAGGAACAAUUGAAUAUCUUCAUAAUCCAAGAUUAUUGUACAUGACGCCAAAACAUGGAAUUGUGUUUUUCCGAGUUCUACCAGAUACAGACGCAGAUCCUACAGAGAUUAGAGCUCAAAGAAUAAAAGCUGCCAAACAGAACCUGGAUAAAGACUGUAUAUUCUUGUGGAGAAUAAUACAGGAUCUUGUUCUUAAACAAUCCGUUCAUUUCACAGGAAUCCUUGUUCUUCCUAAUAUUAGUAACCCUCUGUCUGAAGAGCUAGUGUGCCGAAAUUGUUCCAGCUUCACCCUUAACCAUCGGCACAUUGAUACUUCGGCACACUUCAAGGUCUGGUGUUCUAAGCGGCUGGCGAAUAAAACCCCACUGUCAAGCUCCCUUUUUGUUGAACUAAUAACACGGCUGGCAGGAUUAUACGUUCUUAUGAAAACCCCUCAGCAGAACAUGCAUGAGGAGGAGGAGGAGGAUGAAGAUGAGGAUGGGGAAGAAGAGGAUAUCUUGAAUGCUAGAAGAGAACGAAUAAAACCGACAAAUGCCAAAACAAUUGUAAAGAUCCAAAAAUCCAAACAUAUUUGUAAAGUUCUGAUGUCCCCUCAACAGUUUGAAAUAUUCACUUCAACUGUAAAACACAGAGUUCUGUUUGGUGAAUACGGAUCAGGAAAAACACAGCUCUUGAUAGAAAAGGUUCGACAAACAGCUUGGGAUCUUCAUUAUUCUAAGACGGAUUCGGUACUUUAUCUCUUUUCUUUUGCGGAUGUAGAAGAAAGUGGAAAACUUAGUUUGAACGAAUGUAUGUUAUCUCACUUCUUGAUGUCAAUUAACAGAAAGUACAGUGAGUUGAUUACAGUUGAGAAGAAUGUAUUUAGUAAUGAUCUUCUUCCUCCGGAAAUACAUGUUAAGGUAGUGAUUGCCUCAAUGAGGCAGCUGGUUCGCUUACAGGACGGGAUGACCGCUAAGGUCAAGGAUAUACCUGGAUUCCUUACUCAGUGUGUAUUGGGCAAGAUAAAACAAAGUCCCGGUACACAGAUUCAUAUCUUUAUUGACGAGAUGCCUUUCUCUUCAUUCCUUGAGGACAAAUCAUCUGGUUGGGAGGAAAUGAUUGGAAGCUUGAGUCAGGAGUCUAAUGUUUGGUUAACAUCUCGUCUACCUCUUUAUCUUUGGUUCCAGGAUGACCGGGAUGAGAAUAAUCAUGUUCUAACAGAUUUCUUCCUUGAAGAAUUACUAAGAACUAAUGUGACCGGCGGCAAUAUGUUCCAUCUACCUCAAUCAUUCCAGGUUUCCUUCUUCAGCCAAGUGAUGCGUUCCCAGAAACCAGUUUUAGUUUUAAUGCGGGAAUAUUACAACCUGUCACAGAGUGCGCAGAACAGUUUCCAUGCCGCGAAGAAACAACUGGCAUUGAAGGCAAAGAGCCCAACGUUAGAGGACAAACAAACUGUACAGGUUAAUAAUAAAUUCCAUAUUCCAGGACAAGCUCUGCAUAUUGUUGAUAUAGAUUUUGUUAUCUAUGAGAGCGAUACCUGGUCUAACCCUCAUUACAGAAAUGAAUCUUCAAAUCCAGAUGAUAGAAUGGAGGCCAGCGGGAGUGCUCUGGGUCAUGUUGAUAAAGUUCUGAUUACUACUUGCCUGGGCAGUCGAGGGUUGGAGAAGAAAAUUGUAGUUUACAUUUCUCCAGAGAGUAUUGGAGACUUCUUGGCUAUUGUCAAGGUAAACAAGACAGAGUAUUGGAGACUUCUUGGCCAUUGUCAAGAGUUUAGUCAUCUUGAUAUUAAUGAUUUCAUGAUUUCUCAUGAUAUUGAUAUUAUUGACUUCAUGAUUUCCCAUGAUCUUGUUAUUAAUGACUUCAUGAUUUCUCAUGAUCUUGAUAUUAAUGACUUCAUGAUUUCUCAUGAUCUUGAUAUUCAUGAUUUCAUGAGUUUUCAUGAUCGUGAUAUUAUUGACUUCAUGAUUUCUCAUGAUCUUGUUAUUAAUGACUUCAUGAUUUCUCAUGAUCUUGAUAUUCAUGAUUUCAUGAGUUCUCAUAAUCGUGAUAUUAUUGACUUCAUGAUUUCUCAUGAUCUUGUUAUUAAUGAUUUCAUGAUUUCUCAUGAUCUUGAUAUUAAUGAUUUCAUGAUUUCUAAUUGA
Messenger RNA from Eurytemora carolleeae, 2652 nucleotides. RefSeq lists its product as uncharacterized. The record is from RefSeq and is a predicted model, not a curated record. Bases 148 to 2652 code for a protein of 834 amino acids. The transcript is spliced from 24 exons. NCBI's taxonomy places the organism in Eukaryota, Metazoa, Arthropoda, Copepoda, Calanoida, Temoridae.